UGCUUUAUUUUCAUAAAUCAUCCAAACAUGGCCUUCUCCUCACCGAGCCAAAUAGCUCUACCGCUACCGAAGCCUCACCGUUUCUCCUCCUUGUCUCAAUCGCAAAUACCCUUCAAAUUCAUCAAAAUUACGUCUUCACCCACCAAUCCACCAGCCAUAGCUUGUGUCCUCACCGGAAAAUCAAUGGAUGCCGCCGCCAUUCAACGACCCGAUUCGUUUGGCCGGUUUGGAAAGUUCGGUGGUAAGUAUGUACCGGAAACUCUAAUGCAUGCUCUCGAUGAGCUCGAAACCGCCUUCAAUUCGCUCGCCACAGACCAAGAUUUUCAGAAGGAACUAGAUGGGAUAUUAAGAGAUUAUGUUGGCAGAGAGAGCCCUCUUUAUUUUGCUGAGCGACUUACUGAGCAUUAUAAACGUCCAGAUGGUGAAGGGCCAAUGAUCUACCUGAAGAGAGAAGAUUUAAAUCACACUGGUGCCCACAAAAUAAAUAAUGCUGUUGCGCAAGCUUUGCUUGCCAAGCGCUUGGGGAAGAAACGCAUUAUUGCCGAGACAGGGGCCGGUCAGCAUGGUGUUGCCACUGCAACUGUUUGUGCUCGGUUCGGUUUGGACUGUGUUAUUUAUAUGGGUGCUCAAGAUAUGGAGAGGCAAGCAUUGAAUGUCUUCAGAAUGCGACUGCUUGGAGCUGAGGUUAGAUCAGUCCACUCUGGAACUGCUACGCUCAAGGAUGCUACUUCAGAAGCUAUAAGGGAUUGGGUUACAAAUGUUGAAACAACUCACUACAUACUUGGAUCUGUUGCAGGACCACACCCUUACCCCAUGAUGGUUAGGGACUUCCAUGCAGUGAUUGGUAAAGAAACAAGGAAGCAAUCAAUGGAAAAGUGGGGCGGGAAACCAGACGUGCUUGUUGCAUGUGUUGGUGGAGGUUCAAAUGCUAUGGGACUCUUUCAUGAGUUUGUUGAUGACAAAGAUGUGAGGUUGAUUGGGGUUGAAGCAGCAGGUUUUGGUCUAGAUAGUGGUAAACAUGCUGCUACUUUAACAAAGGGAGAGGUAGGAGUAUUACAUGGAGCUAUGAGCUAUUUACUGCAAGAUGAAGAUGGGCAGAUAGUUGAGCCUCAUUCUAUCAGUGCUGGAUUGGAUUACCCUGGAGUUGGGCCAGAACACAGCUUUUUGAAAGAUCUGGGGAGAGCAGAAUAUUAUAGCAUCACAGAUGAGGAGGCUUUGGAAGCCUUCAAAAGGUUAUCUCGGUUAGAGGGUAUCAUCCCCGCUCUAGAAACAUCUCAUGCUCUGGCCUACUUAGAGAAGUUGUGUCCAACUUUACCGAAUGGAACUAAGGUCGUGCUUAACUGCAGUGGUAGAGGAGAUAAAGAUGUUCAGACUGCUAUUAAAUAUUUGAAGGUUUGAUGGAGAAGUUGGUAAUACUUAUCCCAAAGAGUUCUUUGUACUUUAAAGGCAACUUAAAAGAGUAUUUUCUGUUUUAUGGCACAACAAAUUUUGUAAGUUAAAUAAGAUUGUUGUCGAAAAUUUUGUUGAUAGAGCUGUUGAUUCAUGAACCCAGAACCCAAUUCUCUUGAUUGUUAAAAGGUCCAUAUAUACUUCUCGUCACUU
This is a messenger RNA of Solanum stenotomum, 1602 nucleotides long. RefSeq names its product tryptophan synthase beta chain 1. Gene Ontology annotation, biological process: L-tryptophan biosynthetic process. The record is from RefSeq and is a predicted model, not a curated record. Gene Ontology annotation, cellular component: cytoplasm. The coding region runs from base 28 to 1398 and encodes 456 amino acids. Lineage: Eukaryota; Viridiplantae; Streptophyta; Magnoliopsida; Solanales; Solanaceae. The transcript has 5 exons. Gene Ontology annotation, molecular function: tryptophan synthase activity.